UUCCUAGCGCCCGCCUGGAAAACGAGACUCCGGCUUGUUCCCGAGCUCCGGAGAGCCCCGCGGCGAUCACGGGGCGCGCUGCCCUCGAGCCGAGCUCGGUCUCCUGGCUGGAUUCCUGGCGCAGAGACGCGUAAAUCGUUCCCGUGCUGAGAUUAGCUCUGUAGAAGCCGGAGAGACCGCGUCUUCGUGCUUACUCUGCAAACCCCUUUCACACUUGGCUUCCGUCCGCAAAGCUCUUCUCGGACUUGUCUGCUUGCAUAAUUAGGAGCUGAAAUAAUGUGUUGAUGCUCUUAUGUUCCUCUUAAUCCUUUGUGUAUUUUCCUACGACCAAGUUAAGACUGAAUGUCCUACCCAGGCUACCCUCCUUCAGGCUAUCCUGCUUUCCCUGGAUAUCCCCCUCCAGGACAAGAGUCUGUUUAUUCACCUGCUGGUCAGUAUCCCUAUCCUGCUGUUCCUGGAGGCUUCCCGCCUAUGGGAGGUAGUGCAUAUCCUGCAGUGCCCCCAGCUGGUGGGUUCCCAGGAGCUGCAGGAUAUCCCGCACCUGGAGGUUACCCUGGAGUUCCCCAACCUGGGGGGAUGCCAUCAUAUCCCGGAGCUCCUACAGGUCCUGGGUUUGGUGUUGCUCCUAAUGGAUCUGGCUUUGGUGGUUAUCCUCAGCCUCCGUCUCAAAGCUAUGGAGGAGGUGGACCAGCCCAAAUACCAAUGGGAUACCCUGGUGGACAAGUACCUUCUCCAGUGCCUACUCAGCCCACAGCAAUGACUCAAAGUACCCAGGGCACAAUUCAAGCGGCGCCCAACUUUGAUGCCGGGAGGGAUGCCGAAAUACUGCGCAAAGCUAUGAAGGGAUUUGGAACUGAUGAGCAGGCUAUCAUUAAUGUUGUGGCCAAUCGCUCCAACGAUCAAAGGCAAAAAAUUAAGGCUGCUUUCAAGACUAUGUAUGGCAAGGAUUUAAUUAAAGAUCUGAAGUCUGAACUAAGUGGAAACAUGGAAGAACUGAUCCUAGCCUUGUUCAUGCCACCUACCUAUUAUGAUGCCUGGAGUUUACGUCAUGCAAUGAAGGGAGCAGGCACUCAGGAGAGAGUGUUGAUUGAGAUUCUUUGUACGAGGACGAACCAGGAAAUUCAAAACAUAGUCAGGACUUACAAAACGGAAUUUGGAAGAGACAUUGAACAGGAUAUUAGAGCAGAUACCUCAGGACACUUUGAACGAUUACUUGUAUCCAUGUGCCAGGGCAACAGGGAUGAGAAUCCAUCUGUGAACUACCAGAAAGCUCAGGAAGAUGCUCAGCGCCUCUAUCAAGCUGGUGAAGGGAAGCUUGGAACCGAUGAGUCUUGCUUUAACAUGAUUCUGGCAACCAGAAGUUUCCCCCAACUGAAAGCUACAGUUGAAGCAUAUUCUCAGAUUGCCAAUCGUGAUCUCUUGAGCAGCAUUGGCCGGGAGUUUUCUGGAAAUGUAGAAGAUGGCUUGAAGACUAUUGUGCAAUGUGCUCUAAAUCGCCCAGCCUUCUUUGCUGACAGGAUUUACCAUUCCAUGAAAGGAGCUGGCACAGAUGACUCUACGCUUGUCAGAAUUGUCGUCACUCGCAGUGAGAUUGAUCUUGUACAAAUCAAACAGUUGUUCACACAGAUGUACCAGAAGACUUUGGCUACAAUGAUAUCAAGUGAUACAAGUGGGGACUACAGGAAUUUGCUGCUGGCAAUCGUUGGUCAAUAGAAAAGAUGUACAUAUUUACAAAGUGAAGGAUAUGUAAUGAGCUUAAGGGGGGGGGAACAACUAUAGCAUCUAAGAAUGAUUUAACAUUGCAUAACCAAGUAUGCCUUAAGGAAACUGUAAAAUAAUCAUUCAUGUUUAAUUUAGAGCACAUUUAUAUAGUCUACAAUAUAAACAAUUAAUCUGUCA
Messenger RNA from Pelodiscus sinensis (Chinese soft-shelled turtle), 1899 nucleotides. It is a transcript of the gene ANXA7, whose product is annotated as annexin A7. NCBI's taxonomy places the organism in Eukaryota, Metazoa, Chordata, Testudines, Trionychidae. Gene Ontology annotation, cellular component: vesicle membrane; plasma membrane; nucleus. Gene Ontology annotation, molecular function: calcium ion binding; calcium-dependent phospholipid binding; phosphatidylserine binding. The record is from RefSeq and is a predicted model, not a curated record.